Penicillium olsonii is the source of this 834-nucleotide messenger RNA. The record is from the annotation of a GenBank genome assembly. Lineage: Eukaryota; Fungi; Ascomycota; Eurotiomycetes; Eurotiales; Aspergillaceae.
AUGACGGCUAAAGGUUCAUUCGUUCAACAGCGAUCGGCAUCAGCUGACCUGAUGAAGGUCAGCUCAUUGUUGAACGAUCAAACACUGACCAGCCCCCAAAAUCUAUUAUUUAUCUCACACGAAAUGCCUCAAGGCCCUGAGAGUGCCAAUUUUCUGGCUGUAAGCACUUCAGCAUCGUCGGUCCAAGAAGACGGCAAAUCCGCUCCAACAAUCGAAGCCGAGGAGCCAUCAUCGGCUUCCUUCAGGGAUCGAGGACGAUGCGUGGCUUCUCAAGAUGAAUCAGCUGCGACUUCGGGAGAUACGUGGCCAGCUCCGGGUCGUCAAAGAGGUGCGACUGCUAUCGUCGAUGAUGAAAGCCCUAAAGCACGGUCGAACCGCGUGCACGAUGCAAGCGAAGCUCCACAGAUAGAGCGCCACCUCGCUGAUAUCCCCAAUUUCGAGACGAUUCAACCUGUCAUGGUGACGACACUCCUCCAUCGGCGUCAGAAAAUAGUAUAUACUGAAGAAGAAGAAGUGCACUUCAUCUGGUACUAUCGCAUGGUUCUAUUAAAAAGAUGGAAGGAUAUACAUACGAGCUUCAACCGCCGAUUCACGCCUCGAGAAACAUAUAUCUGUCUUCAGGACAAGCUUCUACGAUUGACCAGGAAGGGAGAGUUGCCAGCUCGCCUGAAGAAAAAUCAGCCACAGAUCCAUGAUGAGGAAGUCAGCCGAGCCAUUUCCCAUCCGACUAUCGAGGCCGUUGUUCAAAGAUGCGAAAGCCUGGGGUAUUCGUGGAUGAAGGGAGCUUCGAGAACAACCCUUUCACAAUCCGAAAUUCAAGAUCAUUCUCGAUAG